GGGCUUCUCAGGAUCGGUGAAAAAAUGGUUCAGCCUCAAUGAUUUCAUCCAUGACCAUAAUACUGUCGAGAAUAAAUAUCAUCCGUAUAUAUACUAACCAGGCAGACCCUAGUGGUAUCAGCGCAUCGAAACUAUUGCAGUUUCGGCAGCGGUUGGGCCUGAAUGAUAGACCCGACCAGUCAUGACAUCGUUUGAAGCCGCCAACCUCAGUCCUGCGGCAAGUACCCAAGCACGCCAGCGCCGAACGACGAUUGUUAUGUGUGUUAUCGCCUUAUUAUUCACGAUACUACGUGUAAUUUCUCGCAAAAAGCAAUCUUUCAAGCUGGCAAAGGAUGACUGGGCACUGUUUAUUUCUUUGGGCUUUGUAUAUACCCUCAGUGGGUUGAACUUUGGGCUCGUUCAUAAUGGGAUGGGUUUGCAUCAGGCUGCAUUGCCUGCCCAGAAUUUAAUCGUGAUACACAAGAUAUUGCUAGCAUUUGAGUGCAUCUAUACCUCCUCGGUAGCGAUGAUCAAGAUAUCGGUUCUUCUCAUGUACCAUCGUAUCCUCAGGUCCGAAAGGAGCUUUCGAAUCGCUGCGCUCAUUCUCGGUCUGAUCACCAUUGGAUGGUGGAUCUCGAUUGUCUGCGUUUGCAUAUUUCAAUGCAAUCCUAUCGCAAAAGCCUGGAAUAUCGUGCUUCCUGGAACAUGCAUCAAUCUACGAGGCUCGUUUAUUGGGAAUGGCGUUCCCAAUAUCGCAACUGAUGUUGCUAUCUUAUCCUUACCAGCUCCGCAGGUGUGGAAGCUUCAUACGAGUGUACUGAACCGCCUUGGAGUCAUAGCUAUUUUUGGCUUGGGAAGUUUUGUCCUCGCCGCCAGUAUCUACCGAUUCAGUACUCUGUUUGCUUUUGACAUCAUGGAUCUUACCUGGACACUUGCAACCCCCUGUACAUGGUGUGUCGUCGAAUGCGCAAUGGGCGUGACAUGUGCCUGCCUUCCAACCCUCCGCCCACUGUUCAAACUAGUAUCGGCAUGGUUCGGAUGCAAAGUUGGCGCCAAAGACAGCCCCUUCAGCAACAUUUUCGGACAAAUGAGACAGGCCGAACACCCUGUCUGGCUCGGUAGUGAUAAUGGCUCGCCAUCUUGUAAUGGUGCAGUGAAGGACUCGCAAUCUACGGCGGGCAUGGACAGUAUGGUUUCUGAUGAGAUGUUCUUGCGGAGGGAAAUGAGUGUGCGCGGUGAGAGGAUAAGGUUGGUGUAAACUUUCAGAUAUUUAGAUUGUGAGCUUUGUAUAGAGGGUAAAGGAUAAAAAUUGCUAAUUUAUUUUUAAAUCCUGGGAGGUGCCGGCACAUGGUCAUGAAAGAAAAAAUGUAUUCCCCGGGUCUAUAGUAAGGUACUGGAUAAGGUUUCUCAGCAUUGUGGCUGUAUUUAAUAUCGAGGG
Messenger RNA from Aspergillus wentii DTO 134E9, 1417 nucleotides. RefSeq lists its product as uncharacterized. The record is from RefSeq and is a predicted model, not a curated record. Lineage: Eukaryota; Fungi; Ascomycota; Eurotiomycetes; Eurotiales; Aspergillaceae. The coding region runs from base 182 to 1237 and encodes 351 amino acids. The transcript is spliced from 6 exons.